CUGUUUACCCCUCUUCACAGACCGCCAAGAUGUUGAUCCCUAAGUCGUCCUUCGAAGUCCUCGAAGACACUAAGCCAAAUGACGUCUCACUCCCCGCGUUUAUGGUCUCAACCUCCCGGGGCUUCCUUGCGCGUAUGAACCCUAUCGUCGUUCUCCCGCCUGAGUUUGAAGUAGUUGAGAAGCUACUUCAGGCGAUGCCUGUCCUGACCUUGUCGGGCGAGCCUGGGCUCCUUGCCAAUGGUCAGCUGGGCGACACUGUAUUGCAAGAUCUCCCAGACCUUACCGACGAGGUUGAGAAGUACCGUGAUAACCUUCCUAUCAUGAAUGCUCUCUAUCGAGACUACUCUUUCCUAGCUUCAGCAUUCCUCCUAGAGCCAUGUCAUAUGAGGUUCAUCAAGGGUGAACCAUAUGGACUUGGCAGGUCCUUCCUCCCAGCACAGCUAUCCCGACCAAUCGUUCGCUGUGCCGAACUCGCGGGAUUCAAGCCGUUCAUGGAAUAUGCCGGCUCAUAUGCUUUGUUCAACUAUCGUCUUCAGGACCCAGAGGCUGGUCUAGAAUAUUCCAACCUCCGCCUCAUCCGAGCUUUUGAACAUGGCCUUGACCCCACUUCAUCAGAGGCUGGAUUCGUACUUGUCCAUAUUGACAUGGUGAAGAACUCUGGCCCUUUGGUGCACGGCACGAUGGCGGCUUUGAAAGCGCUCGAGAAUGCCGAUGGCCUCUCGCCCCGACAGCAGCGACAAGCAUUCAAUGAGGGGAUGCGUUCUGUCGUAGGCGCCAUGCAGAAGGUCAACAAUGUCAUGGAGACCAUGUGGAUGAAGUCGAAGCCGCGUUCCUACACAAGCUUCCGCACUUUCAUCUUCGGCAUUACAUCGCAGUCCAUGUUCCCAGACGGCGUGGUGUACGAGGGCAUCAACGAGGGCAAGCCUAUGAGUUUCAGAGGGGAGAGCGGUGCCAACGAUACCAUGAUUCCUUUGAUGGAUAACCUCCUGCAGGUCCAGAUGCCAGAUACGCCACUCACUGAGAUCUUAAAGGACUUCAGGGACUACCGUCCAAGUAACCAUCGCCAGUUCCUCGGCGAGGUUAAGAAAUGCUCCGAGGAUCUAGGUGUCAAGGAUUUCGCACUUUCUAUUGAUGUCGAACGCACCUCGUCGCUUGAAGCAGAGGACCUGGAGUCGGUGAAGGAAUCUCGACGCCUUUGGCUCCAGGCCUUGAACCAAGUCCGCGAUUUCAGGUGGCGUCAUUGGUGUUUUGCUCGCGAGUAUAUCCUUAAACAGACAUCCCACCCUACAGCAACCGGUGGCAGCCCAAUCGUGACAUGGUUGCCGAAUCAACUGCAAGCCGUGAUGGAGGAGAUGAAGGAAAUAUCGGAUAGCGUCGGCGCAUUGAACGGUUCUACGGAUCUUGGCGCUGGGUGUCGGGAUAUCAUGGACCUUGUCGAAAGACAGAGUCAAACGCUGAACAAGGAGGUGGAGAAAUAUUGCCUUGAACGUGGCGUCGGUGUUAAUUAAAUAGGGGUAAUGUCUCAGUCUGGCUUACGUCACCCCCGCACCCUACAGAGUGCGUUAGGGACGGAUUGGCUGCCAACGCUUACUUCAACGCCUGCCAAUAAUUGUUUGAUAUUAGCGAUCUCAUCAACACGUG
Annulohypoxylon maeteangense is the source of this 1641-nucleotide messenger RNA. RefSeq names its product indoleamine 2,3-dioxygenase family protein. The coding region runs from base 30 to 1508 and encodes 492 amino acids. Gene Ontology annotation, molecular function: heme binding; metal ion binding. NCBI's taxonomy places the organism in Eukaryota, Fungi, Ascomycota, Sordariomycetes, Xylariales, Hypoxylaceae. The transcript has 2 exons. The record is from RefSeq and is a predicted model, not a curated record.